Saprolegnia parasitica CBS 223.65 is the source of this 816-nucleotide messenger RNA. RefSeq lists its product as hypothetical. Bases 1 to 792 code for a protein of 263 amino acids. Gene Ontology annotation, biological process: proteolysis. NCBI's taxonomy places the organism in Eukaryota, Oomycota, Saprolegniomycetes, Saprolegniales, Saprolegniaceae. Gene Ontology annotation, molecular function: serine-type endopeptidase activity. The record is from RefSeq and is a predicted model, not a curated record. The transcript has a single exon.
AUGCUGCUCCAGCUUGCGCUCACCGCCGCCGCCGCGACCGUCGCCGCCGGCCACCUCUUUGAGUCGGACCACAAGAUGAUCUUUGCCGGCUCCGAGGAAGCCAAGGGCAACGCGACCUUCGUGGCCGGUCUUCGCGACACGGCCGACGGGCGCAACCGCUGCGCUGGCACGCUCAUCGCGCCGACUGCGGUCUUGACGUCGGCGCACUGCCUCUUCAAGCAGGUGGGCCCGCGCCAGUACCAGUUCACACCCGUCAACUACGUCGCGAUUGGGUCGCACUACGCCAACGGAACCGACAACGACGCCGAGCUCAUCAAGGUGACGCAGAGCGCGCCGCAUGGCAACUACUCGUUCAACAGCGUCUACUGGGAGUCCCAGUACGACUUUGCGAUCCUCGUGCUCGAGAAAGCGUCCAAGUUUACGCCCCUCGACAUCUACUUUGAAGACGACAGCGUGAACGCGCCCGGCACGACCGCCAUGGUGCGCGGCUGGCCGCAUCAGCCGCGUGCGAAGGACCCGACGACGCUCAAGGUCGAGCUCGCCACGAUCCAAAAACCCGAAGAGUGCAAGGCCGCGUACCCGCAGGUGCAGCCGGUGCACAUUUGCACGGCUGCGAGCUCGGUCGACGACCUCUGCGCCGGCGACUCGGGCGGCCCGCUCACAGUCAAGAAGGACGGAAAGGAGGUGCUCAUUGGUGUCGACAGCUACGGCGCGGGCUGUGGCGGCGGUAUUGGCAUCUACGGCCGGAUCUCGUCCGGCAAGUCGUUCAUCCAGCCCUUCCUCGCCAAGUAAUUUCAAUGUCUUUUUCUAUCUCAA